This is a messenger RNA of Rattus norvegicus (Norway rat), 1106 nucleotides long. It is a transcript of the gene Exosc4, whose product is annotated as exosome component 4. Gene Ontology annotation, cellular component: cytoplasm; nucleoplasm; cytosol. Gene Ontology annotation, biological process: nuclear-transcribed mRNA catabolic process; RNA processing; histone mRNA catabolic process. The transcript has 3 exons. The coding region runs from base 39 to 776 and encodes 245 amino acids. NCBI's taxonomy places the organism in Eukaryota, Metazoa, Chordata, Mammalia, Rodentia, Muridae. Gene Ontology annotation, molecular function: mRNA 3'-UTR AU-rich region binding. The record is from RefSeq and is marked provisional.
GGGUCGUGCUCUCGGAGGCGGAGCGAGGACUGCGCAACAUGGCCGGGCUGGAGCUCCUGUCCGAUCAGGGUUACCGGAUAGACGGUCGCCGCGCGGGGGAGCUGCGCAAGAUUCAGGCGCGGAUGGGCGUGUUUGCGCAGGCCGAUGGCUCGGCUUAUAUCGAGCAGGGCAACACCAAGGCACUGGCGGUGGUCUACGGGCCUCACGAGAUCCGGGGCUCCCGGUCACGGGCUCUGCCUGACCGGGCUCUAGUGAACUGUCAGUACAGUUCAGCAACCUUCAGCACAGGUGAGCGCAAGCGAAGGCCUCAUGGAGACCGGAAGUCUUGUGAGAUGGGGCUGCAGCUACGCCAGACCUUCGAGGCAGCUAUCCUCACACAGCUGCACCCACGUUCUCAGAUAGACAUUUAUGUGCAGGUGCUACAAGCAGACGGUGGGACCUAUGCAGCAUGUGUGAAUGCAGCCACGCUAGCAGUGAUGGAUGCUGGGAUACCCAUGCGGGACUUUGUGUGUGCAUGUUCGGCUGGUUUUGUGGAUGGCACAGCACUAGCGGACCUCAGUCACGUGGAGGAAGCAGCUGGCGGGCCCCAGCUAGCCCUGGCCCUGCUGCCAGCCUCUGGCCAGAUUGCACUGCUUGAGAUGGAUUCGAGGUUGCAUGAAGACCACUUGGAGCAGGUGCUCGAGGCUGCUGCCCAGGCAGCCCGGGAUGUGCACACUCUGCUGGAUCGUGUUGUCCGGCAGCAUGUGCAGGAGGCCUCUAUCUUACUGGGGGACUGAGGCCAACCCCCCAUAUCCAGAAUAAAGGCCUGUUCCUCUCCUGAACACACUGUAAUGUACAGCACUUCAAAGCAGCUCAGGGCCCUACAUAGCAGUUUGUACUGCAGUCCCUAAGUGGAGAGAACACUUGUGCUAGGAAGAGCAAGAGUGCUCAUGCUGUGCCUGCCCAGAUAUCAGGGUCCACAAAGACCACCAGGGGUCUGGAUUUGUAUGCAAAAGCAAAGCCUUUAUUCACACUUAAGCUUGGACCCUCAGAAUCCUCCAAGCAUCAGAUUUGUGCUGAGACCUUGAACCUCAUUUAGGCAAGGUUUUUAUACUAGUUUGAGCAGG